AUGGCUUUGCAAGCCAUCAAGGAAGUGAGAUUUUCAGGCUCGCUAUGUCGUCUCAGCCCGCCCAAUUCGCCAUCCAAGCGAUCAGCCCCAUCUUCCAGGGGAGGUUCGAAGCUCUUGGCCGCUUUGGACGCUAUGGCCGCCCCGGAGCGGAGUGCUGGGACAUUAGCACAUACGGGCGCACACAAAAAAUUAUUGGAUGCUCCAGCACCAGCACACCCAUACUUCUCUGGGAAGGGAAGACACGGGCUGAAGCCGGCCUCAGAUUUUCCAAGUAGGCCCAAACGUCCCUCCAAGCCGAAUAAGGGACCUGUAGUUUCCACCAUUUCAGGCGCCAUCUCAGAACUUCUCGUAGAACACAACUCCAAAGUUCACGCCAAGUCUAAAGAUGCGAUGCUACCUCUCUAUUCGUACAAGACCUAUAUCCCGGAGCCUGUCGUUGUUUACACUAGACACGAAGAGGAAGCCGACGAGCUUGUGCAGGUAUUAAAGAGUCCGCUUGGAUUUGACAUGGAGUGGCGUGUUAUGUGGGGCCAGAAUAAACACACGAUGCAACGACGUACUGCGCUCGUGCAGCUGUCUGAUGAGCGUAUGAUAUUGCUCAUCCAAGUGAGUGCAAUGCAACGUAAGUCGGUCGCGCUACCGUUCGAGCAUGUCUGGAUUUUCCUCUACAGGGUUCCCGCGAAAACUCAAGACGACGGGGAGAAACUCUUCCGAGACUAUGGUAUCCUUGCGGCCAAUCUCGUGGAGCUCGGUGCAUUUGCACAUUGCGCCGACCCGAUCUUCAAGUCGAUGUACAACCGGAACGUAGUCAGCCUCGCCCGAAUGGUGGAACACUAUACAGAGACCACCCUCGACAAGGGCGAGGUGCGCAUCUCGAAUUGGGAGAAUGCGCCGCUAUCGGAGGAGCAGAUCACCUGUACGCUUCCCACCCCGGUCCUGUGCUAUGUAAACGCUCACCACAAGGCGACGAUGGCAGAUUCGGCCAACGACGCGCAUUGUGCUUUUGUUGUGUACAGACGGCUGAGGGAAAUCGCGGACAAGCACGGACGCACCCUAACGCCUGAAACAUAUGCGUGUCGAAUUUCCGGUAUACGUCCUGCGAAACCUGCUUCGACGGCAGCAGCUCCAGGCUCUGGUUCCGCCGUUUCGAAAACGUCGUCCAUGGCCUCGGCGACGCCAACUGCCUUAUCCUCGCACCAAAACGGGCCUCAUGCGGGGCCGUCGUGGGGUCGUUCGGUGGCCUAUGCCACGGGUAUCGACAAUGUGCCUGCUCCGCCACGGCCUCAGCACUUGCGAGCGUACAACUUGUGGCACCAUUACGAGUUACCACUGCACGAGAUCUGUGAAUUACUCCGGAGCAAAGAGAACCCGCUGGCCAGGAGUACUGUCAUAUCAUACGUCGUGUGGGCGCUGCGGGCUGACCCAGCACUGCCGUUCUCUAUGGAGCGACUGAAAGCACUAGUGCAGGAAGAGACAGGUUCAUGGACACGUCAUAAGGACUGGAUGUUACGAGUCGGCUCGCACUCAUAG
This is a messenger RNA of Fibroporia radiculosa, 1530 nucleotides long. RefSeq lists its product as uncharacterized. Gene Ontology annotation, biological process: nucleobase-containing compound metabolic process. The transcript has 5 exons. Gene Ontology annotation, molecular function: nucleic acid binding; 3'-5' exonuclease activity. NCBI's taxonomy places the organism in Eukaryota, Fungi, Basidiomycota, Agaricomycetes, Polyporales, Fibroporiaceae. The record is from RefSeq and is a predicted model, not a curated record. Gene Ontology annotation, cellular component: cytoplasm; nucleus. The coding region runs from base 1 to 1530 and encodes 509 amino acids.